Oppiella nova is the source of this 2116-nucleotide messenger RNA. The record is from the annotation of a GenBank genome assembly. Lineage: Eukaryota; Metazoa; Arthropoda; Arachnida; Sarcoptiformes; Oppiidae.
AUGUUUGCCGUAGAGUUACAGCAGGAGAUGGAAAGGGAGUGGAAUAUGAAAGUGAGUCUCAAUCACGUGAAAAGUAUUACUAUAGGAAUGCUAAAGGAAUACCAGUCCGGAAAUCUCGAUAACAUCCGCAAACACAUGGAUGAAAUAAAACGUGCCCGGGCUAAUUUGUUGAAACAAAAGUUUAUUAUACCCACUGAGCCUAUUGUAAAACUCAACGCAGUCACUACUGGACGGCCUGUAUAUCUGAUGCCAACCCUUUCGAUUAAUUUUAUAAUGUUUGAAGAGUUGUCACAACAGUUAAACCGACCGGUGAUUGGCCUAAACUGGACCCGUGAAGUGUGCCAACUGUCCACUCUUAAAGAGGUUGGCAAUCAUUAUGUCAAUCUACUGAAACACAUUGAACCAAAAGGGAAGUACGAUGUGGUGGGCUAUUUGGACACUGCCCUCAUUUGCGGUAAAUUACUGGUGAAGGGAAUGGCAGAUAAGGUGGUUAUCGUUGAUCUGAUAAGUGAUGUUCGCUAUUGCGAUGAGGAGUUAACGGAUGAUAUGGUGAUGGAGUUUAUGUUGACUAUAAUGUCCGCCCAAAUGCCAAAUGCUUUUAAAGAUAAAAUUUUACGCAAUUUUAAAAAAGAGGCCGAUAUUAAAGGUAAAGUCAAAUUCAUUGUCAAUGAGAUCGUGGACUUCGCCGGCAAAGGACUGGUGGCCACAGAUAUGGAGGAAAUGUUUCACAUAAUGAUAGCCCGGAUUCCUGACAAAAUACGUGAAUCCGGUGGUAGGGAUAAACGAAUGGUUGCCGAGCUAUGGCGGGCUCUGGGCAUCGACCCCGACAAUACCCCCGAUCACCUAACCCUGGGUGAGAUUGGGUUGGAGUCCAUGUUUGCCGUAGAGUUACAGCAGGAGAUGGAAAGGGAGUGGAAUAUGAAAGUGAGUGUCAAUCACGUGAAAAGUAUUACUAUAGGAAUGCUAAAGGAAUACCAGUCCGGAAAUCUGGUUAACAUCCGCAAACACAUGGAUGAAAUAAAACGUGCCCGGGCUAAUUUGUUGAAACAAAAGUUCAUUAUGCCCACUGAGCCUAUUGUAAAACUCAACGCAGUCACUACUGGACGGCCUGUAUAUCUGAUGCCAACCCUUUCGAUUAAUUUUAUAAUGUUUGAAGAGUUGGCACAAAAGUUAAACCGACCGGUGAUUGGCCUAAACUGGACCCGUGAAGUGUGCCAACUGUUCACUCUUAAAGAGGUUGGCCAUCAUUAUUUCAAUCUACUGAAACACAUUGAACCAAAAGGGAAGUACGAUGUGGUGGGCUAUUUGGACACUGCCCUCAUUUGCGGUAAAUUACUGGUGAAGGGAAUGGCAGAUAAGGUGGUUAUCGUUGAUCUGAUAAGUGAUGUUCGCUAUUGCGAUGAGGAGUUAACGGAUGAUAUGGUGAUGGAGUUUAUGUUAACUAUAAUGUCCGCCCAAAUGCCAAAUGCUUUUAAAGAUAAAAUUUUACGCAAUUUUAAAAAAGAGGCCGAUAUUAAAGGUAAAGUCAAAUUCAUUGUCAAUGAGAUCGUGGACUUCGCCGGCAAAGGACUGGUGGCCACAGAUAUGGAGGAAAUGUUUUACAUAAUGAUAGCCCGGAUUCAUAUGGAGGAAAUGUUUUACAUAAUGAUAGCCCGGAUUCGUAUGCUAUCGGAGUAUAGACUCAAUAAACGCAAGAAGGUUUCAAAUCGACUGAAACUCGCGAUCGCAAAGAAAUGGACGAAAAAGACCGGGAAAUUGGUUUUGAUUAAACCGGUUAACUUGGAAGUGGUCAACGAUCUGGAUGCUCUAAUGGAAGAAACACGUGACAUUUAUUUCCUACCCGAACCUCAGGAUGAGCUGGCUAAGGUACAAAUGGAAAAUGUGGACACUCAGAGCACCUUACAAUCGCUGGCAACUGAGGAUGAGCUGGCUAAGGUACAAAUGGAAAGUGUGGACACUCAGAGCACCUUACAAUCUCUGGCAACUGAGGUACAAAUGGAAAAUGUGGACACUCAGAGCACCUUACAAUCGCUGGCAACUGAGGUUACAGAUAAAAUUAUGACCGUGUUAAAUUAAAUUUUACAUUAUUAUAUUGGUGAUUGUACAUUUUUAAAAC